Molecule: messenger RNA, 999 nt
Organism: Spirometra erinaceieuropaei
Lineage: Eukaryota; Metazoa; Platyhelminthes; Cestoda; Diphyllobothriidea; Diphyllobothriidae
Source: the annotation of a GenBank genome assembly
AUGGGCCGAGCACUUCCGAGGCGUCACGCCGCCAUCGCCCGCUUGCCGCAAGUGGAGACCAACGUGGACCUCGACCUCCCGCCAUCUCUCCAGGAGACCAUCAGGGCCGUGCAGCAACUCUCCAGCGGGAAAGCACCCGGAUCGGACGCAAUCCCUGCUGAGGUCUACAAGCACGGAGGUCCCCAAAUAAUGGAUCAUCUGACUGCGCUCUUCCAGGAGAUGUGGCGUCAAGGUGAACUCCCGCAAGAUUUCAAGGACGCAACUAUCGUGCACCUAUACAAGCGAAAAGUGAAUCGCCAAGUCUGCGACAAUCACCGCGGCAUCUCCCUACUGAACAUCGCCGCGAAGAUCUUCGCUCGCAUCCUGCUCAACCGCCUCAACAUCCAUAUGGAACAGGGCCUUCUGCCGGAAAGCCAAUGCGGAUUCCGUCGUCAUCGUGGGACCACGGAUAUGAUCUUCGAAGCCCGCCAACUUCAGGAGAAGUGCCAGGAGAUGUGGACCCACCUGUACUCUACCUUCAUGGACCUGACGAAAGCCUUCGACACGGUGAAUCGUGAAGGACUGUGGAAGAUCAUGCAGAAAUUCGGCUGUCCGGAGCGAUUCACUCAGAUGGUGCGUCAGCUGCACGACGGUAUGAUGGCGCGAGUCACGGACAACGGCGCUGUCUCAGAGGCAUUCGCUGUGACCAACGGAGUGAAGCAGGGCUGUGUGAUGGCGCCUACCCUCUUCAGUCUUAUGUUUUCUGCCAUGCUGAUGGACGCCUACCGCGACGAACGCCCAGGAAUCCGCAUCGCCUAUAGAACGGACGGUCAUCUCCUGAAUCAACGGCGCAUGAACUUCCAAUCGCGUGUAUCCACAGCCACCGUGCUCGAACUCCUCUUCGCCGACGACUGCGCCCUGAACACCACCUCGGAAGAGGAGAUGCGACGGAGCAUGGAUCUAUUCUCCGCCGCCUGCGAGAUCAUGGGCUGGUCAUUAACACGCAGAAGACGGUGGUGA